Salvelinus namaycush (lake trout) is the source of this 1032-nucleotide messenger RNA. Its product is annotated as serine/threonine-protein kinase SBK1. Gene Ontology annotation, biological process: peptidyl-serine phosphorylation; peptidyl-threonine phosphorylation. The coding region runs from base 1 to 1032 and encodes 343 amino acids. Gene Ontology annotation, molecular function: protein serine/threonine kinase activity; ATP binding. The transcript has 3 exons. NCBI's taxonomy places the organism in Eukaryota, Metazoa, Chordata, Actinopteri, Salmoniformes, Salmonidae. The record is from RefSeq and is a predicted model, not a curated record.
AUGAUCGAGCUGGGCCUUGCAGAUGGCAGUCUGAUUGAUGAACUGAUGGCGCUGACGGCUCAGAGCCUGAGCCACUUGGAGAUCAAAGAGCACUUCAACAUUAUCAAGGAGAUCGGCCGGGGGAAGUAUGGCAAGGUUCUGCUGGUCACCCAUCGCUGCAGGGGAACACCGAUGGCUCUUAAAGUGAUGCCAAAAGCCUCCACCAAGCUCCAGGUAUUCUUACGGGAGUACUGUAUAUCCUUGCACCUAUCCUGCCACCCCUGCAUCGUAGGUCUCUUCGGAAUCGCCUUUCAAUCUAAUGAGCACUAUGGCUUUGCCCAGGAGCUUGUUAUUGGGAGGGACCUUUUUGCCGUCAUCCAACCAAAAGUGGGUAUCCCAGAGAGUGCAGUGAAGCGCUGCGUCCUGCAGAUUGCCAGUGCCCUGGAGUUCAUCCACGAGCACGGCCUGGUCCACCGCGACAUCAAACCAGAGAACAUCCUGCUGCUGGACAGCCACUGCUGCCGGGUAAAGCUGGCUGACUUCGGCCUGGCUCAGACGAGAGGCACUCUGAUUCGCUUCAUCUCCGGCACGCUGCCCUACAUGGCUCCAGAGCUGUGUGCCGUUGCCCUGGAGGAGGGCCAGAAGGAGGUGACAGCGCCCCCGCUCAGCGUGGAGCCCAGCCUGGACACCUGGGCCUUCGGAGUGGUCAUCUUUUGCAUUCUCACCGGCUACUUCCCCUGGGAGCGCUGCGUGACCUCAGAUGACUUCUACCAGGAGUUUGCUGAUUGGUGCCAGGCACCCACCGUGGAGGAAGUUCCACCCUUGUGGAAGAGAUUCACCCCAGCUGCCAUGGAAAUGUUCAGCAGGCUGUUGGAGCUCAAUGCUAACAACAGAUGCACAGUAGGGGAGGUCAGGUCCUAUGUGGAAAAGGACUGGUUGAUGCCGACGCUAGUGGACACAAACGGACUGCAACCGGAGAAUGGCAAGGUCAGUGCCACCUGCUCCACCCCUAGUGUGUGUAGGAGUAGUCCUGUCCACCAGGAGGUGGAGUAA